Molecule: messenger RNA, 857 nt
Organism: Columba livia (rock pigeon)
Lineage: Eukaryota; Metazoa; Chordata; Aves; Columbiformes; Columbidae
Gene: REC114
Product: REC114 meiotic recombination protein
Exons: 6
Coding region: 32-793 (253 amino acids)
Source: RefSeq, a predicted model, not a curated record
CUGCGGUGCAGCGCGGUCCCCUCAGGCCGGGAUGGCGGCGGCGGGCGGGGGCGGCGGCGGCGGCGGAUCCUCCUCCCUCCUCGGCAGCGCCACAACGUGGCCCUUGAAGCGGUACGGCCGCUUCCUGCCCCCGGCAGAAUCCGACGAUGAGGGGCAAAACACCUCCUCUUGGAAGGUUUUUGAAUCAAAUGAAGAAUCAGGCCAUCUGAUCCUUACCAUUGUGGUAUCUGGCCAUUUCUUUAUUUCCCAAGGGCGAGCAGUGCUGGAAGGCUUUUCGUUAAUUGAUUCCCAUAAGUGGUUAAAGAUAGUCAGAAGAGCAGACUGCCUGCUGCUCCGCGCGCACUCAAAGAACGAAUGCCGCCUGUUCCGUGUGCAGUUUGGUGGCGAUUCCAAGGAGCAGAUGCUGGAACGCUGCUGCAGCUGCGUUCAGAAACUCGCAGAGUACGUCCCAGUGCAGGUCACGGAUGAGCAGAGCCAGCAGCUCUAUCACACUCUCCACCCGUUGGGAAACGGUGAAAAUCAAGAGCAGGACACCGAACAAAAUGCAUCAGUCCUACUUAUGCCAGACGAGCCUCUACCAGAUUCCUGCACAAGCCUUGGAGAAAGAAGAUCUGUAACACAGCUAGCACAGUGUGUGCUGAGGCGGCCGGCCGAGCUCUCGCUCGCGUGGCAGCGCGCGGUGUGGCGCGCAGAGGAGCUGGGGCCCUUCAUCCGCCUGUGUCUCAUGGAUCAGAAUUUCCCCGCUUUUGUGGAGGACGUGGAGAAGGAACUGAGAAAACUCGCGGAAGGCUGAGAAAUUCCAGCUUACGACAUGCUGCAGGAUACCCAACACUCGGGAUGCACACGCGUAAGUGUGA